This is a messenger RNA of Arxiozyma heterogenica, 951 nucleotides long. RefSeq lists its product as uncharacterized. The record is from RefSeq and is a predicted model, not a curated record. The coding region runs from base 1 to 951 and encodes 316 amino acids. The transcript has a single exon. NCBI's taxonomy places the organism in Eukaryota, Fungi, Ascomycota, Saccharomycetes, Saccharomycetales, Saccharomycetaceae.
AUGGCGCGUAAUAAUAAAAACAAGAAGAACCAAAAAAAUAAUAAUACUAAUACUCUGACUAGCACCAUGAAUAAUGCAACAACUAGUGGUAAUGGAUCUGUUGUGAUUGACUCCAAGAUGAUAGCCAAUCUGAAUGCAAUGGCAUCUCAAGAUCCAAAGUUGUAUUCUUUGAUGCAAAAAGUGGUUAAGGGAACUGCAACACCAGAAGAAGUUGAACAAUUUAAAGCUUAUAUUUCCAUGGCACAAGAUAUGGUCUCAGAUGAUACACCAAAGAAUACAUCCAAUUUGACUAAGAUAUCUAACGUUACCUUAACAUUUACUUAUGAUGUGGAUAGAGUGUCUAGAUGUAUGUAUAAGGCUUUUGAAUCUGUACCAGCAAACGAUUUUUUGAUGAAGAAAUUUUUCAAUGUUUCAAUUGAUGAGUAUUGUUCACAGUAUAGAAUUCAUGCUUACAUGCAUUUGAUUAAUGCACAUUUUUAUGAUAACGGUGCAGAAUUCAUUCAAGCCAAUAAUUUCCAUGCUGUUGCCAUAUGGACCGCACCAGAAAUUCUGGUUAAAGUACCACGUACAAAUGAUGAAACUUUUAAUAAAGUGUUCUUUGAUGAUUUAGAAGAGGUUAAGCAAAAAGUCCUACCAAAUGGAAUGAAGUAUUAUUAUUUAUUUUGCAUCGGUAGAGAUCCCGAUGACGUGACUACAAAGGGGUCGGUUAGAUCAAUAUUUGAAUAUUAUAAAGAAAGAGCAGACAGGGAAAAUGUGGCUAUAUGUCUUGAAGCUAUCAGUGAUAAAGCACGUUCGGUUUAUGAAUAUUUUGGCUUUAAAAAUUAUAAAACAUUUAAAUAUGGUGUUGGAGAAGUCGAUUCUAAAGGGCACGUGGAUAAAAAUGGAGAGGGUUUUACAGGUUAUUUAAUGAUUUAUCAUAAGGAUGCUGAAAAAUUAUUUAAUAAAUUAUGA